Messenger RNA from Ruditapes philippinarum (Manila clam), 702 nucleotides. RefSeq lists its product as uncharacterized. Gene Ontology annotation, molecular function: nucleic acid binding. NCBI's taxonomy places the organism in Eukaryota, Metazoa, Mollusca, Bivalvia, Venerida, Veneridae. The coding region runs from base 1 to 702 and encodes 233 amino acids. The record is from RefSeq and is a predicted model, not a curated record. The transcript is spliced from 3 exons.
AUGAUUGAACGUGCUAAUAAGACUAUAGUGCAGAUGUUAUCUCAUUUUGUUUCCCUUAUAGAAAAUCAAACAGACUGGGAUGACCAUCUGUGUUAUGUCUUAGCAGCCUAUCGUUCUACACAACAUAAAAGUAUGGGUUGUACCCCAAAUUUACUUAUGUUAGGGAAUGAGUUGGAUUGUCCUAUUGAUUUAAUGGUAGGACUUCCACUAUAUACUACAGAAGUAGAAUGUCCAAUUGAAUAUGUUCAAUGGGUGAAAACUUCUUUGAGACAAUCAUAUGAAUUUGCUUUUGACCAAUUGAAUAUAGCUGCUAGUAGGCAGAAGAAGUACUAUGAAAGAGAUUUAAAACCUAGGGAAUUUUUAAAUGGAUACUGGGUUUGGAGAUGCCGGGAAAGCUCAUGUUUGUUAAGAAGAGAGGGCAGUCAACCCUACAUAUCGAGAUCCAGGUCAAUGCCAGGAAAUUUGUUUACCCUGACUUGGCAGGAACGGCAGAGAAGGCCUGAGGAGGAUCAAAGACAGGCUGAUCAGGAAAGAAGGAAAAGAGAGGAGGAGGAAUUGAGAAGGGUACAGGAAAGGGAGGAGCGAAAAGAAAGAGACAGACCGGAGAGACAGGCACGGGCACAGAAUGAGAUUUUGGACAACUGGUCAACCAGACUGAGUAACUAUGUAUUCACUCAGUGUAGCAACUGGAUAACAAGUUAG